GUGACGGCAAAAGAUUUAUUAAGUUCACAAGGACAAUUAGCAACUAGCUUAGCAGCCUUAGCUAGUGGUGCAACUAGCAAUAGUAAUGGCGGCUUCGUUGGGACUGAUCCCCGAAGCCGAUCUCUUCAGCUCCGCCUACGCCCAUGGUGAUUUCACGUCCCCGCUCCAGGAGUACUAUCAGCACCGCUACCCUUCCGAUCUCGAGUACUCGGCGACUCCACCGGUCUUCUUACCCGGCGCCGGCGAUCAUCAUGGCGGCGAGGAGGAGGAGGAGAAGAAGACGCGAGCUAAUAGCAAGAAGAAGGCAAGGGCGAUCGGGGGCGGGAGGAUCGGGUUCAGGACCCGGUCGGAGGAGGUGGAGAUCCUGGAGGACGGGUUCAAGUGGCGGAAGUACGGGAAGAAGGCGGUGAAGAACAGCCCGAACCCGCGGAACUACUACCGCUGCUCGGCGGAGCGCUGCGGCGUGAAGAAGCGCGUCGAGAGGGACCGCGACGACCCGCGAUUCGUCGUCACCACCUACGACGGCGUCCACAACCACGCCACCCCCGUCUCCGCCGCCGCCGCCCUGCGCUUCUACUGCUAGCUGCCUAGCCCGGCCAGGCCCACUGCACUUCUCAGCUAGCUAGCCCGGCCCGGCCCGGCCCAUGCGUAUAGUACUAAUCGAUACGGAGUAGCUCCGUUGUGCUCGUCAAAUCGUACAAUAGAAACUAGAUAUUGGAAGCUGAUCGAACUCAAAACUUUUUGUUUUGCCGAUCGAUGUCUUCGACUCUUCGGUUUGAGUUCUUGUAUACUCUCCAUAGUAUAUAGUUUCCUCGCUUGCAUAUACUAAUUUGCAGAUGGAACAUUCUCAAUUGUGAACAAACAAAGGGGAGAUGUUUUUAUUUUC
This is a messenger RNA of Brachypodium distachyon (stiff brome), 886 nucleotides long. Its product is annotated as probable WRKY transcription factor 50. NCBI's taxonomy places the organism in Eukaryota, Viridiplantae, Streptophyta, Magnoliopsida, Poales, Poaceae. Bases 86 to 583 code for a protein of 165 amino acids. Gene Ontology annotation, molecular function: DNA-binding transcription factor activity; sequence-specific DNA binding. Gene Ontology annotation, biological process: regulation of DNA-templated transcription. The record is from RefSeq and is a predicted model, not a curated record. The transcript has a single exon.